CCUCCAUAACCCAACCUUGAUUUAUGUGCUGGGGAUUGAGCAUUUGAGUCCUGAGAGGGCGCCUCACCGUGGAGCAGCAAGAACCCGCCCGUCCGCCGCGCUGUUUGGUGCACCUACCAUUUCCGACGCGCCUCCCAGCAUCCUACACUCUCAUUGUAGUCUCAGGUGCUUCCAGUCCCUGUAAUGUACUUAGCUUUUUACCCUUUCUCUUGAUUCUAUAUUUAUAGUGUUGUACAAGUCAAAGUUUUCAUGGCAAAUCUUCCUUUUAGAAGAUUAGUCUUCUAUCUCCAUAAACGAUUUCACAAUGCUCCCUCAUCUUCCAAAACCCUUAAAAGUUCGGCAAUUAAGGAUAAUAGAAUGACUGAAACUAGAAAUAAUAGACAAAUUAAUACUAUUAAUUGUUCUAAUUCAACCUCAAAUCAAUCUUUUUGUGUUGAAUACCUUACUAAUUCAUGUGGGCUUUCUUUACAUUCUGCUAUUUCGAUUUCUAAAAAGGUUAAGUUGGCAGACAAGAACAAACCACACUUUGAUUCUGUUGUUUCUUUUUUCAAAUCCCAUAACUUUUCUGAUGCCCAUAUUGUUCAACUAAUUGAAAAGCGCCCUGCUGUUCUCCAUUGUAGAAUUGGAAGUAAUAUUGAGCCAAAGAUUCAUUUUCUUCUGGAAAAUGGAUUCCAGGGUUUGCUUCUUCCAGAAUUUGUUGUUUCUGCCCCUGAUAUUUUUUAUAGGAGUUUAAAUAAUCAAUUGAGGCCAAUGAUGACAUUGCUUAAGAAAGUUAUAAGUUGCCCUGAAAAGAUACUAUUGGCUGUUAGGCGCAGGAAAUGGAUUGUAGGUGCCGAUAACGAACAAAUGCAACAAAACUUGGAUUACUUGAUUGAACAAGGGGUAUCCAAGCAAAGAGUUGAGGCGCUGCUUGUUUGGGAGCCUGUUUGCAUGUGUGUAGAUACUUCCAGAGUGAAGUAUGGAGUUGAAAAGCUGAAAACAAUGGGUAUUUUGCCAUCUAAUACAAUGUAUGUACAUACCCUUCGCGUGAUCUUGUAUAUGACCAAGUUUUCUUGGGAGAGGAAAUUGAAGGUUUUUGAGAAUUUAGGGUGGUCUUAUGAUGAUUUUAUAUCAAGUUUUAAAAAGAAUCCAUAUUGUUUGGGUUAUUCUGAGGAGAAACUUAAACAAUCUGUGGAUUAUUUUGUGAACACCGUGAAGCUUGAUAGGGAAAUUAUUGUUGCUAAUCCUCAGUUGCUUGGAUAUUCACUUAAGAAAAGGAUAGUUCCUAGGUACAUUAUAUGGAAGGUUUUGGAAGAGAGGAACCUGAAUCCUUCAAAGCUCGUUUGGAUGUUUUAUAUAUCGGAAAAGGUCUUUCUUGAGCGAUAUGUUGCUAGGUAUUUUGAUACGAAUCCAGAUCUCUUGCGAAUCUAUCAGACCAGCAAGGAGAAGCCCAUCACCUACCAGUCUUGUUAGAAAAUGAAUAGAUUGCUCCUAAUGGCAGUUAAUGAUCGCAAAAAAAUUCGCACUCACAUGAUCGGUAACGACUGCAACUACACCGAAACUGUUGAAGAAUUGAGAAGGCCAUAUGAGAUACCGUAACUGAUGAAUUUAAUUUUCUUUAGUACUCUUGAGAAAUUUAUGUAAUUUCCAAAAAUUAUUGUAAUCGUAGGACGUAAUUAUGUAAUUCCGGACUUAAUUAGAUAAUCGAUGUAAUUAUGGCCUUGUACUAAAAAAAAUUUCAGACUUUUGGUGCCAAAAAAAUCAGCUUUCAAAUUGGGUUAGAAAGUGCUUGAAAUUAGUGGGAAUCGUUAAUUCCUUAAACCUUACAAUUAAAAAUACAUAGUACUACUAUCUCUCCUAUUCUUAGGGUCUCAUUUUGACUUUUCUUAUAAUCCGUAAAAAGUCAAAUGAGACUCCUAAGCUGAAUAGGAGAAAGUAGCUUUUAAAAAGCAAAUGACACGCUACCGGUGAAUUUGAGGGAGUACAUCACAUGCUAGUCUAACCAAGGUCAAUAAGGCUCCUCCAUAACCCAACCUUGAUUUAUGUGCUGGGGAUUGAGCAUUUGACUCCUGAGAGGGCGCCUCACCGUGGAGCAGCAAGAACCCGCCCGUCCGCCGCCCUGUUUGGUGCACCUACCAUUUCCGACGCGCCUCCCAGCAUCCUACACUCUCAUUGUAGUCUCAGGUGCUUCCAGUCCCUGUAAUGUACUUAGCUUUUUACCCUUUCUCUUGAUUCUAUAUUUAUUGUGUUGUACAAGUCAAAGUUUUCAUGGCAAAUCUUCCAUUUAGAAGAUUAGUCUUCUAUCUCCAUAAACGAUUUUACAAUGCUCCCUCAUCUUCCAAAACCCUUAAAAGUUCGUCAAUUAAGGAUAAUAGAAUGACUGAAACUAGAAAUAAUAGA
Messenger RNA from Amaranthus tricolor (Joseph's coat), 2379 nucleotides. Its product is annotated as transcription termination factor MTERF5, chloroplastic-like. Gene Ontology annotation, molecular function: double-stranded DNA binding. Gene Ontology annotation, cellular component: chloroplast. The coding region runs from base 250 to 1452 and encodes 400 amino acids. NCBI's taxonomy places the organism in Eukaryota, Viridiplantae, Streptophyta, Magnoliopsida, Caryophyllales, Amaranthaceae. The transcript has 2 exons. Gene Ontology annotation, biological process: chloroplast organization; regulation of DNA-templated transcription. The record is from RefSeq and is a predicted model, not a curated record.